Molecule: messenger RNA, 249 nt
Organism: Rodentolepis nana
Lineage: Eukaryota; Metazoa; Platyhelminthes; Cestoda; Cyclophyllidea; Hymenolepididae
Source: the annotation of a GenBank genome assembly
AUGUCAAAAUUCUUUGGUGCCAGUCUUUUUAAAAAAACUACCUCUUCCAAUGGUGACAAUCAAGUUCAAAAGAGUGCUGCCAAUCGUGCAAGUCCUAAAACGUUGGGACCGACUUCUACAGUGAUGUGGGACACUAUCUGCGACUUGAAUAGCUCAAGUGAUCUUGAUGAAUCAGCGGAUUUCUUCUAUUCUCGUUCGAACCUCUUUUCACCAAGUUCGAAUAAACCGAGUUCCAACUUCUCGGUUCCA